Symbiodinium natans is the source of this 1200-nucleotide messenger RNA. The record is from the annotation of a GenBank genome assembly. Lineage: Eukaryota; Dinophyceae; Suessiales; Symbiodiniaceae.
AUGGCCGUAGAUUCCGUAGAUGCCCUAUCGGAAAGGAAUGCCAUUCGCCAAGGUGGACAAGGCCCUCAAGGUCCCGACCUUCGCGACCUUCGCGACGUCUCGGUGGCCAUGAAGAUUCUGCUAGCUGAGCUCCAGUGCAUGUCAGUGGAUGCUCAAGGUCGUGUCGUGUGCACAAAGUUGCACCAGAAGCUGAAGCACGUGUGGCUUCAAGGAUACAUACUAUGCAGGGACGGUGAUGACGUCGUGGACCUGGGUGACGGUUCAGCAGUGAUGAGCUUAGACGUGGGUGGUCUCAUUGCAUCGAACCCUGAUGCGAAUGCAGUGCUGCAGGCAGGGCGCUACGUCUCGUGUGUUUGUGCGGUGGAGUUCCAUCCCGAGGAGGGGCUUCUGGAUCUACACGUGGACAGCGCGAGUCCAUUGGACGACCCAGGUGACUCGUUGGCAGAGCCCUCUUGGUUCCUCGAGGCCUGUCUUGCAUGUUGGUUCAACUCAAGCCUGGUGGACACCUUUAUGCUUGUAUUGUUUGCCCUGCACAGUGCUUUGGCAGGCGGGCAAGUUGCUGGCAAGAGCUCGCCAGCUUCGCCAAGACCUUCAGGUGCCGGGGAGCGGAGCGCGGGCAUCAACCCAGCAGCUCUCCUCGAGAGCCCUGGCAGAGCUGGAGCUGAUCUUGGCCGAGGCCGGCAGAUUGCUGCUCAUGACGAAGGUAUCCCUCGUGGCCCUGAGGCAGAAGCCGCUCCGGAAGCUGCAGGAGUGGGUGAAGGAGUGGGUGCAGGAGUGGGGCCUCGCGCUCCGCGGCUGCGAGACUUCGACGGCAUCUGCUUGAAGCUGCAGACGCUGGAGCUCACCACGCUGGGGGCACGCAAGAUCAGGGGCGCAGAAUCUGUUUGGCUGCAGUGUGCCCUUGACCUGGGUGACGGCCUGAAGGACAUCUUGAUCUCCUGUCCAAGUGCAGGUGGUCGCCUCCUGACCAUUCAGCACACCUCUUUUCACAGCAAAGCUGCGUCGGCAGAGCUUCGCUCGUUGGCGAGCCUUCCGUUGCAGCUUAAGCUGCUGCUCGGCAAAGGCGAGCGCGAAGGAGCACCCCAUCGCAAUCGGGGCCGCAGCCGCUGCAGCCGGUUGCCCAGGCCGAGCUGCUGUGGUUUGCGGCCUUGCUCGAGCCGGGGAGCAUCUGUCCCUUCACUGCAGAGCUCACCGAGCUAG